Messenger RNA from Nothobranchius furzeri (turquoise killifish), 7524 nucleotides. It is a transcript of the gene itsn2b, whose product is annotated as intersectin 2b. Gene Ontology annotation, biological process: intracellular signal transduction; positive regulation of Rho protein signal transduction. Lineage: Eukaryota; Metazoa; Chordata; Actinopteri; Cyprinodontiformes; Nothobranchiidae. Gene Ontology annotation, molecular function: guanyl-nucleotide exchange factor activity; calcium ion binding; protein binding. The record is from RefSeq and is a predicted model, not a curated record.
ACCGUGAAUCGGCGAGUGGAGGCUGGCUUUACUCCAGUGCCGGACGGACGUAACUGAGCCUCCAGUUGAUCACUCGUCGUCAGCCAUGUUGUUGGUGUGACACUCCGAGCUGUCAGCAACAGGUCCUACCAUUAACUCCCGUGGCUCAAAAUCAGCAUUUGUCCGAUAAACUGCGGCUCUUUGCGGAUAACAAACUCGACGGUGUGCCGGAGGAACUGUCCAGAAGCCGCGGAAGGUCAUUUCUGUUGGGAAGUUCGGAAGUUGGAGUUUUGUGACCGCUGGAGGACAGAGAGCACUCAGGCAAAACUGCUUAUCUAAGCUAAUUAUGGCUGUGAGCAGAAGCUAGGGACGUCACUGGGACUUCUCCACGUGCAAACAUGAAUGGCACAAGUAUAUGGGCCAUCUCUCCUGAGGAGAGGGUAAAGCAUGAUCAGAAGUUUGACACCCUGUCGCCUUCGAUGGGCAACGUCUCAGGAGAGCAGGCGAGGAAGUUUUUCCUCCAGUCUGGCCUGCCUGCCUCUGUUUUGGCUGAGAUAUGGGCUCUGGCUGACAUGAACAAGGAUGGGAAGAUGGACAGGUUGGAGUUUUCUAUCGCUAUGAAGCUCAUAAAGUUAAAACUUCAGGGUACACCACUUCCCUCAGCACUGCCAAUCAUCAUGAAACAGCCUCCAGUGCCUGCUCCCACCUCAGCCAUGGUCGGCUCUGUUUACGGCAUCGGCUCAGUUCACAUGAUGCCUGGAUCAAACCUAGCCAUGCUGACUCCCAUGUCUGUAACAUCUCCCGGUCUCUCACCUUUGACAUCGAUGACAGGUCUCACCCCAAUGGGUGUUACAGGAGGGCUUGCCCCCCUCAUAGCCUCAGCCCCCGUCAUGCCCCUCAUGCCCACUAUGGAUAACAGUUCACUGUCAAAUGGCACCAUGGGACUUCUCCAACCAAUGACUACUGGUAUCCCUCAGUCUGCAACCUCCUACGCAUCUCCAGCUGGGCUCUCCUCAUCUGCAGCUAUAAACACUCCCUCACCACUACUGGAGCUCGCAUCUCUCAGCUCCUCUUCGUCUCCGUCUGUGAUGGCGGCUGCUGUUCCCAGCGACUGGGCAGUUCCUCAUGCAUCAAGACUGAAAUACAGGCAGCAGUUCAACAUCCUUGACAAACAGAUGACUGGAUUCCUCACAGGUCAGCAGGUGAGAAACGCCAUGGCAACAACAAUGCUAACACAGACGCAGCUGGCAUCCAUCUGGACUUUAUCUGACAUCGAUAAGGAUGGCAAGCUGAAAGCAGAGGAGUUUAUUCUGGCAAUGCAUCUUGUGGAUUUGGCAAAGAGCGGACAAACGCUGCCACUGUUGCUGCCAGCUGAGUUGGUACCACCCUCACACAGGAGUUUAGUGAACGGCUCCAGCUCCUCCUUCUAUGGAGCUAUGAUUGAUGACUUCGACUUGGAUCCUCCACAGAAAGCGAAAUCCAACAUAACGUUUGAGGAUAAGUUCAAAGCCAACCUGGAGCGAGGCAAUGCUGAGCUGGAGAGGAGACGACUGACUCUUCUGGAGGCAGAGAGAAGGGAGCUGGAGAAACGUGCUCAGAAAGAGAAAGAAGAGCGAGUGAAGAGGGAGAGAGAGGCUCGAGAGGCUGAGGAGAAGAGGAGGCUGGAGCAACAGAGAGAACUAGAGAGACAGAGGGAGCUGGAGAGACAGAAAGAGUUGGAGAGACAGAAAGAGCUGGAGAGACAGAGGGAACUGGAGAGACAGAGGGAGCUGGAGAGACAGAAAGAGUUAGAGAGACAGCGAGAACUGGAGAGACAGCUAGAAGAAGAAAGAAGAGAGGCUGAACGGCAGGAGCUUGAGCGCCAGAAGAAGGAAGAGUUUGAGAGGAGGAAACGAGGAGAGCUGCAAAUGAAGAAGAGGCAAGAGCAGGAUGAUAUUAUCAAGCUAAAAGCAAAGAAGAGGAGUCUGGAAAUGGAGUUGGAAGCAGUGGGUAACAAACAGCGUCAGAUUUCGGAUCGGCUGCGCGACAUUCAGAACAAAAGGAAAUUUCAGAAGACUGAGAUGGAUCUGAGCAAUCAAAGGAAAGAGACAUGCCAACAGGAUAUUGACUCCCUGCAUAAGCAGAUAGAGGAGUUCCAGAGGAAGUUGUCACAGCUGACUCCAGAGAAGAAGAGACUUACCGAGAAACUCCAGAAUGUGGCUCUAAAUAACUUGCCAGUGUCGACCAUUUCCACCCUGAAGGUGAGCGUCACUGAGAAGAAGGGAACGUGUGUGAAAAUGCGAGAGCAGCUAGAAGCUUUGGAGAGGGAGACUGCUGUCAAAAUGGCUGAGAUGGAUCGAUACAACAGAGACAUGCAGGAGCUGAAGGAGAACCAGAGGAACCAGCAGGCUGCCCUGGAGAAGCUGUGCAGCAUCAAAGAGGAAAAGCAGCAUGAGCUUGUACGCAGGAAGGAACAGGAAGAGGAGAAGAGAAGGAAGGAAGAGGAGAGGAAACGACAAGAGGAGGAAAGGCGGCGAAAGGAGGAGGAGGAGAGGAAACGACAAGAGGAGGAAAGGCGGCGAAAGGAGGAGGAGGAAGCUCAAAGGCGUAUCAAAAUGGAAAUGGAACGCCAGCGACAGGAGAAGCUGAGGAGGGAAGAGGAAGAGCGUCAGAGGAGGCUCCAAGAGGAAAGGGAGGCCAAAAAGAGGGAGGAGGAGGAGAAAGCAAGACAGGCUCUCAUCCAGGCUGCUAAGGAACAGGCCGAGCGCGAGCUCAGAGCGAAGGAGGAGGCUGAGCGAAAAAGAAGAGAGGAGGAGGAGAGGAGGAGGAGAGAAGAGGAGGAGCGUCAGCGGCAAGCGGAGAGACGCAGGCAGGAAGAGGAAAGGAGGAAGCUGGAGGAGGAGAGGAGGAAACUCGAGGAAGAGCGAAAGAAACUGGAGGAGGAGAGGAGGCUAGAAGAGAAGAGAAGGAAGGAAGAGGAAGAGCGGCGCAGGAGGGAGGAAGAGAGGAAGAGGUUAGAAGAAGAGAGGAGGGAGGAGGAACGCAGAAGAGAGAGGGAUGAAGAGGAGAGAAGACGACAAAGAGCUGCCGAAGCCGCGCUCCGAGAUGCUGAGGAAAGUAGAAAGCUAGAGGAGGAGGAGCGAAGGAAGAAGGAAGAGGAUGAUAGAAGGAGACGGCUUCAGCAGCAUGAGGAGGAGAGGAAAAAGGCAGAUGAGGAGAGGAGGAGAAGGGAGGAAGAGGAGGAGAGGAGGAUAGUUGAGAUAGAAAAAAAGAGGAAGGAGGAGUCAUUGCGUCAACAGCAGCCCAACGGAGGGAAGGUGGACAUUCAGGAGAAACUGACGGCUCUGCUGAGAGGGUUGGAGGAGAGGAAGGGAGGAAAACCUAAAGCUACACAACACAGGAAGUCUGCAGCCCUCACCUCCUUCAAAGCUAUCUACCCAUUCAGUGCUCGAAACAACGAAGAGCUCAGCUUCAGCGCAGAUGAUAUCAUAGAGGUUGAUGAGACGACUGAGCGAGAGGAGGGCUGGCUGUACGGCAGCGGGCAGGGGAAGAUGGGCUGGUUCCCAGAGAGCUACGUGGAGCGGGUGGCUCCAUCAAACGCAGCAAACACGGCUCCUGCUGCCGCUGCAGCUCCCGCUCCCUCUAAAGUACCGAUCCAGAAACAGCUGUCCAACGCUCUGGAAGCUGCCAAGGCAGCAGGAACCAAGUCUGCUUUCACACCAACGCACUCUCCAAACUCAGCUCCCCCGGAGUCACACGGGCAGCCGGUGGUGGGAAACCUGUCUGCUCAGGCCCUGUGUUCCUGGACGGCAAAGACGGACAACCAUCUGAACUUCAACAAGGACGAUGUGAUCUGUGUGUUGGAGCAGCAGGAGAACUGGUGGCUGGGAGAGCUGAACGGGGAACAGGGCUGGUUCCCUAAAACGUACGUCACCCUGCUGGGUGAAGGGGACGGCUCAGACAAGAAGAGUUCACCUGAUGCUGCAGAAUCUGUUGACAGCCUUCAACUUGAAGAGUAUGUGGCACUGUACACGUAUGAGUCCCCGGCACCCGGUGAUCUGGCGUUUAAUGAAGGAGAUGUGAUCUUGGUGAGCAAAAGAGACGGGGAGUGGUGGAGCGGUUCGGCGGGGGAUCGAUCCGGAAUCUUCCCACACAACUACGUCAAAUCGAAAGAGGCAGAUACGUCAAGCUUGUCUGGGAAGAAAAAACAAGAAAUUGCCCAGGUGAUAAAAGCCCACACGUCCGCUGGCCCCGAUCAGCUCAGCCUGGAAACUAACCAGCUGAUCAUCAUUUUUGCAAAGAACUCAUCCGGCUGGUGGCUCGGGGAACUCCAGGCUCGAGGUAAGAGGCGUCAGAAGGGCUGGUUCCCAUCCUCUCAUGUUAAAAUCUUGGGAUCCAACAGUGGCAAAUCCACCCCGGCGUCCCACCCAGUCUGUCAGGUGAUCGCCAUAUAUGACUACACCGCCGCCAACCAGGACGAGCUGAGCUUCUCUAAAGGUCAGACCAUCAACGUUUUGGACAAGAACGACCCCGACUGGUGGAAAGGAGAGGUCAAUGGGGCCACCGGUCUCUUUCCCACUAAUUAUGUCACUACGGCAACGGAUAAUGGCACCAGCCAGCAGUGGUGUUCGGACCCAGCCAGCCUGGACUCUCUGAGCCCCCAGGAGAAGAAGAGACAAGAUUACGUCCACGAGCUGAUCGAGUCUGAGGAGAGAUAUGUGGAAGACCUGCAGGUGGUGUUGGAGGUCUUCUACAAGCCUAUGUCUGAGUCCGGUCGGCUUAAAAAGGAAGAGAUGGACAUGAUCUUUGUCAACUGGAAAGAUCUUCUGACCUGCAACAGUAAAAUUGUCAAAGCUCUCCAUCUCCGUAAGAAGUCCAGUGGAGAGAAUGUGCCAGUGCAGAAGAUCGGGGACAUCAUGGCCAGCGAGCUGUCCCACAUGCAGCCCUACAUCCACUUCUGUUCCAACCAGUUCAACGGCGCCGCGCUGCUGCAGACCCGCACCGACAACGAGCCGGACUUCAAGAGCUUCCUCAAGAAAAUCGCCACAGACUACCGAUGUAAAGGCAUGCCGCUGUCCAGUUUCCUGCUGAAACCCAUGCAAAGGAUCACUCGCUACCCGCUGCACAUCAAAAACAUCCUGGAGUGCACACCAGAGGGCCACGCUGACCGAGAACCACUGAAAGAAGCUCUGGAGAGAGCCGAGGAGCUCUGUCAGCUGGUGAACGAGGAGGUUAGGUCGAAGGAGAAUGUUGAGAGAUUGGAGUGGAUUCAGACCCACGUACAGUGUGAUAGCCCUAUAGAGCAUUUGAAAUUUAACUCUCUCACCAACUGUUUGGGUCCGAGGAAGCUGCUGCACAGUGGGAAGAUGUACAAAGCAAAGAGCAACAAAGAGCUCUGGGCUUUCCUCUUCAACGACUUCCUGCUCUUAACCCACGCUGUGAAACAGUUCACCUCAUCUGGACCCGAUAAAUUGUUCAGCAAGAGGAACAAUGUGCAGCUCAAGUUGUACAAACCGCCCGUUCUGCUGAAUGAAGUUUUGGUGAAGCUUCCGGAACCCCCCAGUGAUGAGCCCAUCUUCCACAUCUCACACAUCAACAGAGUUUACUCCAUCAGGACCGAUAACGUCAAUGAAAGAACGGCGUGGGUUCAGAAGAUAAAGGUGGCAUCUGAGGAAUUCAUUGAGACUGAGAAGAAGAAAAGAGAAAAGAUUUAUCAAGGGCGCUCUGUGAAAGCCAGCGGAAUCGGUAGACUCCUCGUCACCAUUUUGGAAGCCACUGAACUGAAGGCAGUAAAAGCCAACGGUAAAAGCGACUCUUACUGUGAAACGACCAUGGGAUCUCAGCUCUUCACAUCACGAACGCUCAAUGACACUCUGAACCCCAAGUGGAACUUCAACUGUCAGUUUCACAUCAAGGACCUGUACCAGGAUGUCCUCAGCAUCACCAUCUUUGACAGAGACCAGUUCUCUCCUGACGUGUGUCUUGGGAGGACAGAGGUUCCCGUGGCAACCAUAAAGAAAGAGUUUGAGAACAAGGGUCCGAUGACGCGUCGUCUCCUGCUGCACGAAGUACCAACAGGGGAGGUGUGGGUACGACUCGACCUGCAGCUCUUUGCCAACCAAUAAAAAACUAAAAUGACAAACUUUUCAUGAACACAAUGAACCAAAUAGAACCAGCUGUUGUUUUAAACGAAUCAGGAUGGUUCCCCUCACUCGCCCAGCUGCCUUAACACUACAAUCCUAACCAGCCCCCCAACUGGGAUCAGGACCAGUGUGACAUCAUCUGUAUCCAGCAAUAGGAAUCUGUUUGUUUUUUGUUUUUUUUUUUGUUGUUGUUUUUUGUCAAUGGCAGAAAAGGAAACUGGCCAUAGCAGAACAGAGAACACUUUUUCACUACAGAAAAUUAUCAAAGCAAUAAAAUAUCUUCUGUAACAUCUCAGCCGUUUGUCACUCAAGUAUUCCCAGUUUGCUCUCAACCACGGCCGUCUAACGAGUUAACGAUAAACUCACUGAAGUCUCUCUCUCUCCUUGAGGAGAGGCUGCUGUGUGCUGACCUGCUUCCUUCAGCCCUCCCUGAUCACACACCGCUUGGCUCCGUGUCGUUCUCUCACAGCAACUGUACGGGCGGCACAAACUGUAGAUGACAGAUGAUGGACGGUGACAUGAAACACUUCUGACAACAUGGAGAAGUUGUUCUCUGUCGCUGCUUUGUCAGGAGUCUGUUUACAAACGUAGAGAGAAGAUCUCAGGAUAUCUUGGUUUGAGGUAGUCUGUUUCACUGUAACAACACUUUAAGUUGUGUUUUUGUGUGUGUGUGUACAUGUAUGAAGUAUGUCAAUACAGAAAAUUGUUAACACGGGGAAGGGAGCUAAUUGUUUUACAUCUUUUUUUAUGUUUCUGGCCUUAAUCCAAGUCCUCUGAAGUGUCUCCAGUUCCUGAAAUCAUUUGAUUUCAUCUGGAUAAAGUUGGACUUGUUAAACUUAUUUCAAGCUGAUUUAAUUAAACAAUCUUUUCUUUUUAAGAAGAGCGGACGACUUAAGGGUGUAACUUUUAGGGGUAUCACAGAUUGGCCUCAAUAAUAAGUUGUUUUCCAGGCAGAUCUUUCUUAGCGCAGAAACUUUUAAAGUGUAAAUUCCAGUUCCCUGCUAGGAUUAGGUCCAUCUUUGAUUUUUUUUCCCCUAGACAGUAGACUAGUAGAUUUAGCCUUAUUUGUAUCCUGCUGCCUUCAGGUUCCUCUCUUUAAGUUUCUGCAUUUGGAAACAGAAAAGCUGUAUUUAUUUCUUAAUUUAUGCGAGUGACUAUUCAAAGCUUUAGAGUGCCGUUGUUGGCAUCUUGACAUGAAUUUAAUCAGUUUUUGAUCGUGUUCAAUCAGUAAGAGUAUAUUUUUAGGCCUUCAGUUAACAGAUUGGAUUGUCCUAACUUGUGUAAAGAGACGUGUCUGUAUUUGGGUGUUAAAGAUUGUCUUUAGAUCUUAUUUUUAUUUUCCUCAGCUGCCUCUAACCCACACUGUCAGUCAGCUGUUUGUACUCUAAGAUUUUCAGAAGUCAAAUAAAAAAAUUAAAAGUGA